Phragmites australis (common reed) is the source of this 2096-nucleotide messenger RNA. Its product is annotated as diacylglycerol kinase 4-like. Lineage: Eukaryota; Viridiplantae; Streptophyta; Magnoliopsida; Poales; Poaceae. The record is from RefSeq and is a predicted model, not a curated record. The transcript is spliced from 12 exons. Bases 198 to 1769 code for a protein of 523 amino acids. Gene Ontology annotation, molecular function: ATP-dependent diacylglycerol kinase activity.
AAGCUGAGGACAGGCUCAGCCUCCUCCCUCCUCCCCGCACGGCAAACCAACCAUACAGAAACUCCUCCCUGCUCCGUUGCAACCGCCGCGUCGCGCGCUCCCGUCCCCCACCUCCCACGACGCAUUCCCCGGACUCCAACCCGCCAUCGCGGCCGCGGUGGCGAUCGCGGUCGCGGUCGUGCUCCGACACGCUCUCCAUGUCGUCCCUCUGGUCGUCGACGUCGUCGCCGACGCCCGCGGAGCGGGACCGGGAGGCCCCGCCGCGGUCCCCGCGCUCGCCCACGCCGCCGCCGCCGCCUCUGGUGGGGGCGCUCAUCGAGUCGCUCUCGUUCCGCAGCUGCGGGUUCGGCCGCGCCGCGGCGUCCGCGUUCCAGAAGGAGGACCUCCGCGCACGCGCCGCGCUCCCGCACCGCCUCCUUGCCGCCGUGCACGCCGCGCUGCGCGCGCGGAACCCCGCCGCGGGGGCGUUCGCCUUCGACGGCGACGGCGAGGGGCGGGGCGCGUGCAACCCGUGGUUCGACCCUGCCGCGCACGAUGACGCACCCGAGUCGCCACUCUUCGCGUUUGUCAACCCGCGCAGCGGCGGACGCCUCGGUCCCGUCCUCAAGACCCGCCUCCAAGAGCUGAUCGGCGAAGACCAGGUUUUUGAUCUGACUGUUGUGAAGCCUUCUGACUUUGUGGAAUAUGUUUUGGCUUGUUUGGAACAACUUGCUGACUCUGGGGAUCAUAGUGCGAGGUCCGUUCGCCAUAAUCUGAGAGUCAUGGUUGCAGGAGGUGACGGAACAGUAGGUUGGGUGUUGGGAUGUUUAGGAGACCUAUAUGUUCAGAACAGGGAACCUGUUCCUCCAGUUGCUGUCAUACCACUUGGAACUGGAAAUGAUCUCUCCAGGAGCUUUGGUUGGGGUGCUUCAUUUUCUUUCUCAUGGAAAGCAGCUGCUAAACGAUCUCUCUACAAGGCUAUUUUUGGCUCAGUUUCUUGUUUAGACAGUUGGCUUGUUGUUGUUUCUAUGCCUGAAGGCACAAAAGAAGAAGAAGAAGAAUUGGACCUCCCUCACUCCCUUAGGCAUCUCGGAGAGUGUACAUUUUAUGAUGAUGGCACUGCUGAGGGAGAGUUGCCUGAGACAGUGUCUUGCUUUGAUGGUGUUUUCUAUAAUUACUUCAGCAUAGGAAUGGAUGCGCAAGUGGCUUAUGGAUUUCAUCAUUUACGUGACGAGAAGCCAUUUCUUGCAAGUGGACCUUUAUCUAAUAAGUUAAUUUACGCAGGAUAUACCUGCAAGCAAGGAUGGUUCUUUACACAGUGCAUUAGUGACCCUGAACUAAGGGGAUUGAGGAGCAUUAUCCGUUUGGCAAUCAAGAAGAUGGACAGCUCUGAGUGGGAGAACAUUCCUGUACCAUCAAGUGUGAGGGCCAUUGUUGCAUUAAACCUUCACAAUUAUGCAAGCGGAAGGAACCCAUGGGGAAACUUGAAGCCUGAAUAUUUGGAGAAAAGAGGAUUUGUUGAAGCCCAAUCGGAUGAUGGUCUUCUCGAAAUAUUUGGAUUGAAGCAAGGGUGGCAUGCAUCUCUCGUGAUGGUUGAACUUAUAUCUGCCAAGCACAUAGCUCAGGCAGCCGCAAUCCGGAUAGAGAUCAAAGGUGGCCAAUGGCGGGACGCAUUCAUGCAAAUGGAUGGGGAGCCAUGGAAGCAACCACUUAGCUCCGAGUAUUCGACAUUUGUUGAUAUAAAGAAGGUGCCUUACCCCUCACUGAUAAUCAACGGUGGAGAUCGUUAGUUGGAGACCAUAUUUUGUGCCAUGGCCUAGCUGGAGCAGCCAAGAAAAUUUUCCAGCUUCCAGCUUGGAGCUCGAUGAACUCCAGGCACAGCACAAUCUUGAUCACGGUUGCCUGAAAUCUUAACAACUGUAUAUUGAGUUGAGGAUGUACGCAGAACAACGGAAUGCAAUGGCGUGUCUGUGCUUUGAUCGCAAUGCUUAACUGAAUUUCCGUGUACUGCAUCAAGCUAGUGCUGGUUAUGUUCGGUAAUUUGAGGACGGUAGUUUCGACCCUACUGAUUGCUACCAGAUUGAAAGAGAGGUGAGAGACAAGUUGUCACCAUUCCU